GAGGGGGCUCUCCGUUCUCCUCUUCUCUCCUCCUGUAGGGGGGUAAUGGGAAGGGCCGCCCGUGCGAGCGGGGGGCGCGUGAGGGCGCACCUGGAGAAGGUGCACUACGAGUACAUCCCGCAGAUCGAGGAGGCGGCUUGGAGGUGCAAGAACGACGACGACUGCGAGGAGAACGGUGAUUCGACCGGCCGCGGCAAGGGCGGCGUCGUUGCAGUGGCCGUCGCGUGCGUCGGCGUCCUGGUGUUCUGCUGCUGCGCCGCCUGCCUGGCAUUCAUGUACCAGGCGAAGCGGCGGUCGAGCCACGGCGUUGGGAACCCUCCCGAACUCAGUUCCAGCGAUCCGCAUCAAGACGACAACGUCGUCAUCGGCUCCCCCGUUGACGACCGACCCGGGGGCUCUGCGGCCGCUGGUGCUGCCAUGGGGCUCCCCCCGGCUGGGGCGCCGCAGGCCGCGAAAGACCCCGACGCGGAGAACAACAACGCCGGCGUCGUCGCGGUGGGCCACCCAGUGCCCGGCCACUCGCCGGACGCGGAGAAAGCGGCACCGUGAGCGGGGCGAGCGGGCUCAAGGGCGGGCGAGCCUAGGGGGGGGGUUGCGUGCCAGGCCGAGUACACGGCCUCUGCGCAGACGCUGCGCGCCAGGCCCCAUCUCGCAUCAGGCAGCGCUCGACGGAGGAGGCUUCCACCGCUGUGGGCGCCGAGUGCAAGGAUUGAGGUAAUGGGGAUCGUGUUGUCUUGCUAGGAAUGUCGGAGUUCGACUCAGUACAAGUGCGCGUGAAACUGAGCAUUGAAGAAGAGCGAAUAUAUUGGAGUAUGAGUAUGAGUGAACAGACUCUCUGCUGCCAUUCCCGUGGAAGCCAUCGUCGCUGCCUCGCGCUGCUCUUCGUCCUCCUGCCUACCGCCGGCACAUGUUUCUUCACGUAGGCAUCCUCGGCGGGCCACACUUGGGCAAUGACAAGGUCCUGACCUGGCAAGCCGUUGGCGCCGCCGCGUUCAUCAAGUUGCUGCAGUCUCUGCUUGCCGAAGCGCCAUCGAGACGUGCCGUUUGCCAGUCCAGCCCAGCACAGUUUUUGCAGUUGGUUCGGCCGUUCUCGCGCUAUGUAGCGGGUUCGAACAGAUCCGACCAAUGGGCCCGACAUGGGAACAGUUGGACA
This is a messenger RNA of Prorocentrum cordatum, 1153 nucleotides long. Lineage: Eukaryota; Dinophyceae; Prorocentrales; Prorocentraceae. The record is from the annotation of a GenBank genome assembly.